Messenger RNA from Wasmannia auropunctata (little fire ant), 1584 nucleotides. RefSeq names its product protein salvador homolog 1. The transcript is spliced from 6 exons. NCBI's taxonomy places the organism in Eukaryota, Metazoa, Arthropoda, Insecta, Hymenoptera, Formicidae. Gene Ontology annotation, biological process: apoptotic process; hippo signaling; regulation of cell population proliferation. Gene Ontology annotation, molecular function: protein binding; molecular adaptor activity. The record is from RefSeq and is a predicted model, not a curated record. The coding region runs from base 154 to 1350 and encodes 398 amino acids.
UUAAUUUAAUUAUAAUUUAAAAUCUCCAAUUUUUUAUUUUCAUAUAUCUUAUUUAGUAUAUGUCAUAUUCAACGUUGUUAAAUAACAAAUUAGUACAUAAAAUUUAUAUUUAAUUAAUAAUAAAUUUUUCAUGAAACAAUUAUAUGUAAUCAAAUGUACUGUCCUUGCUUUAAAAAAAAAAACAAAGUGCACUCUUUCAUUUUUUAUCGCCCAUAUUCUCCAAAACUGUACUUUGCAGUCGAAAUAUCGAUUGUAUACAGUUCGCGUUACUUGUAUUUAGUUAUCAACGUGUGGACAACAGAACCGAACAAAAGGCCGAGACGACGUAACAAUCAUCCUAUGAUGCCAAGUUCUAUGUCCGUUUCUCCGCAACCUAGUAUGGUGCAAAAGUUUGGAAAUACGAAAACUACGAACAGUGCCGUCGGUCUGGGCAGCCAUGAGGGAAAAUAUACACCAAACAGUUCCGUUCCCGACUUAGCUCAAAGAUUUGCUGGCCUUUCCGUUAACACUGGAAUGAACGACUGCAUGUUUUUGAGGACUGCGACGCCUAUGUAUCAUCCCGAACUGUCACCCGCAAUGUCACAUACUUAUAUCAAUCAAUACGCUGGAUCCGAGUACCAUCUGGACAGAGUCCAGACACCACAGAUGCCUUACGUGCCUUUCGACGUCGAUACUGGUUACGAAGAUUACAAUCACUCCGUUUAUCGUCACAAUGCUGGCUACAGUAGAUGCUAUUCGGAAAGAUCGAGUUCUCGAAAUGAGCAGCAGGAUGAGUUGCCUUUGCCGCCUGGAUGGUCGGUUGACUUCACACUCCGUGGUCGAAAGUACUACAUUGAUCAUAACACCAAAACUACGCACUGGUCGCAUCCGCUCGAGAAGGAGGGUUUGCCCACGGGAUGGGAGCGAAUCGAGUCUCCCGAGUACGGUGUUUAUUACGUCAACCACAUCACGCGCCAGGCGCAGUACGAACACCCAUGCUACCCACAUGAGAUGCAAGCAGUGCGGGUCGUGUCGCCACCACGGCACACUCAUUUUCACUCUCACAGUGUCCUCGUGCCGGCCAAUCCUUAUCUUAACGAGGAAAUACCCCACUGGCUGUACGUGUACAGUAGAGCCUCGAUAGCUUUAGAUCGCAAACUUCGUUGGGAAUUAUUUCGCUUGCCUGAGCUGGAUUGCUUCAAUGCCAUGCUCACCAGGCUGUACAAGCAGGAACUAGAGGAGGUUGUGAUGCGUUAUGAAGAGUAUAGAUCAGCAUUACUGUGUGAAAUGGAACAGAGAUUGAAGGAAUUGAAUCCAGAAUCUGGCGGUUCCAAUGUUGGUGCUAUUGCCUUACGAAGAUCUCUUCCCUGAGGAGGGAGGGAAGAGAGAGAUCUGCCGAAUAAUCAAUUUUUAAUACAUUGUACAUUUUUUUCUUGACUGACUGGGGAAAGGUUCCUCAGAAGCGUUAUGAUAAGUGAUUAAUUGCUCUGUAUUUUGUACACGAGUAGAUAGUAUAAAGCCUAAGAGAUUAUCUUUUUUGAUAUGUAUUAUGCAAUGCUACAUGAGAGUUCUAAGAAAUAAUAAUUAUUUAAAUGUUACCUAAGA